Messenger RNA from Drosophila gunungcola (fruit fly), 904 nucleotides. RefSeq names its product ER membrane protein complex subunit 8/9 homolog (gene EMC8-9). Bases 108 to 719 code for a protein of 203 amino acids. The record is from RefSeq and is a predicted model, not a curated record. The transcript has 2 exons. Gene Ontology annotation, cellular component: EMC complex. NCBI's taxonomy places the organism in Eukaryota, Metazoa, Arthropoda, Insecta, Diptera, Drosophilidae.
UUACGUGGUUUAUUUAAACGGCGGAGGUGCGGUCACACUGCUUAAUUGUCGAAUUCCAAUUCAUGUUUUAUUUUUUGCCGAAUAAAUUGACAUAAUAUUCAGAGAAAAUGUGCGACUACAAGAUUUCGGAGCGAGCCUACACCAAGUUGAUAUUCCACGCCGCCAAGUAUCCGCACCAGGCGGUCAACGGACUGUUGCUGGCCGAGAAGAGCUCGAAGGGCUCCCUGGUGGAAAUCGUGGAUGCGAUUCCGCUUUUUCAUCAGUGUCUGCAUGUCACCCCCAUGGCAGAAGUUGCCCUAAUGCAGAUCGAUGCAUACGCCGAGCGCGAGGGACUGGUGAUCGGCGGCUACUAUAGUGCGCCGGAGAACUUCUACGACAAUCAGAUCGACAAGACCCCCGCCGCCAAAAUUGCGGACAAGAUCCAGGAGAACUUCAAGAACGCCUGCUUCGCGGUGGUGGACAACAAGUUGAUGACUCUGCAGCACGACCGUGCCGCCAUCCAGGUGUUCAGCUGCGCUGGAGACUCUGGCGCCCGUUGGUCAAAGGCCAAGUUCACGCUGUCGCAGGCGUCCCAAACGUUGGAGGGCGUGUCCCUGCUGCUGAAACGCGGUGCCAUGCGCGACUUGGUCGACUUCGAUAACCAUCUGGACAGCCCGGAGAACGACUGGACCAACGACUUCCUAAACCAGUCGCUCAACGACCUGCAGAAACUGUACUAGUCGCCUGUUUUUAACGUACGUUUGUUUUAGUCUAGCAAAUUCGCAUUCAAGGGAACACGCCGAAAUUUCAACCUUGCAAUUUAAUUUAUUGUAAUUACAUUUGGAUUUCAGUAAUCUUUAGAAUAAUGCAUAUAAGUUAAAUAACAUUCAACUAAUUAAUAAAUAAUCAAUUCUUUCAUCAUGUA